Brassicogethes aeneus is the source of this 1827-nucleotide messenger RNA. The record is from the annotation of a GenBank genome assembly. NCBI's taxonomy places the organism in Eukaryota, Metazoa, Arthropoda, Insecta, Coleoptera, Nitidulidae.
AUGGAUGCUUAUGAUAUUUUUAAGAAGUUAACAAGGGGUGCCAGGUUUACUAAGAAGUCAAAUACUGGCCCAAAAUCGGUAAAUAAUGGUUUGAUAAAGGAAAUUAAGAUAGAAAAAGAAGAGUUUGACGAUGAAAAAAGUUUAACUGAGGUUAAGAAAAAUUAUCAGUCAAAUGAUUCUAUAGUUUUACUGAGCGGGCUUAAAGCAGAUAGUGCUAAGAAACAGGGUAAAAAACGUAAACUACCCAGUGAAAAUGAGGAUAUUAAAAAGAAGAAACUUGUGGAAGAGGCAGUAAAUCAUUAUAGAAAUGUAAAUAAUAUUAACGUUGUGGGUAGGCAUGUGCCUGAACCUGCAAAAACCUUCGACGAAUUUAAUAUAGCGCCUGAUUUGAUAGAGAAUUUAAAAAAAUGUGGUUAUUCUGAACCCACACCUAUACAAAAACAAGCUGUUCCUGUAAUGUUAGAGGGAAGACAAUUACUGUCUUGUGCCCCCACUGGUUCAGGCAAGACAGCCGCUUUUUUGCUACCUAUUAUAAAUGGUCUUAAAGGUCCACAGAAAAAAGGUUUUAGGGCGUUAAUUUUGUGUCCCACUAGAGAAUUAGCAAAACAGACUCAAAGAGAAUGUCUCAGAUUGUCGGAGGGUAGAGAGUUUAGGGUGCAUGUUAUAAGCAAAAUUAAGAAAGCUCUUACACAGUAUGGACCAAAAAGCAACAAAAAAUAUGAUAUUUUGAUUGCCACCCCAAACAGAAUCUGUUAUUUGUUAAAACAGGAUCCGCCAGCUCUAUCUUUAGCAAAUAUUGAGUGGGUUGUUAUAGACGAGGCUGAUAAACUUUUCGAAUCUGGAAACCGCGGUUUCAGAGAACAACUCGACGAAAUAAUCGCCGCUUGUACACUGACUACCAAAAAGAUUGCAAUGUUCAGCGCGACAUACACGCCCGUUGUUGCCAAAUGGUGCGUGCGCAACAUGAAGGGGCUUGUCAGGGUUACAGUGGGACAAAGAAAUGCCGCCACGGAUUUAGUGGAUCAAAAGUUGGUAUUUGUUGGCAAUGAGCAAGGGAAACUAUUGGCUUUCAGGGAUGUUAUAAGGCAAGGUUUAAAUCCUCCAGUGUUGGUAUUUGUGCAGAGUAAGGAUAGGGCACAACAACUUUUUAAUGAGUUAAUCUAUGAUGGCAUCAAUGUGGAUGCUAUACAUGCUGACAGAACACAGUUACAAAGAGAUAAUACGGUUAGAAGUUUUAGAGAAGGCAAAAUCUGGGUUUUGAUUUGUACGGAACUCAUGGCAAGAGGUGUGGAUUUCAAAGGCGUUAAUCUCGUAGUUAACUAUGAUUUUCCACCAUCCUCAAUAUCUUACGUUCAUAGAGUGGGUAGAGCAGGUCGUGCCGGUAGAAAAGGAGAAGCUAUAACUUUCUUUACGUUGGAAGACACAGUCAAUUUACGAAGUAUUGCGCAUGUCCUGAGGGAAUCCGGUUGCCAAGUGCCACCAUACAUGUUGACGUUAAAAAAACAACCGAAAAAACUGAGAAAACAAUUGGAGGUUAGCGCGCCCAAGAGAGCCAAUAUAGAGACUAAAGUUAGGAAACUCAGAAAAUUUAAAAAAUAUGAUGAGUCUAAAAAAGAAGGUGGCAUUACAGGGAAAUCACCUGCUAAAAGGAAAGAAAAAGGUGCCUUUGCAAAAAAGAACUCUCAAAAAGUUAAAAAAACUAAAAAUGCAAAAAGUAACUCUUCAGAAGUUACUCCAAAUAAAUCAAAAGCAAAAAAAUUGGGAAAAAAGAAAGGUCCAGUGGAGAGUAAGAAAAAAACUAAAAAGCCUCUAAAACCCAAACUAUAA